Harmonia axyridis is the source of this 4601-nucleotide messenger RNA. RefSeq lists its product as uncharacterized. Bases 174 to 3851 code for a protein of 1225 amino acids. The transcript has 16 exons. NCBI's taxonomy places the organism in Eukaryota, Metazoa, Arthropoda, Insecta, Coleoptera, Coccinellidae. The record is from RefSeq and is a predicted model, not a curated record.
ACUAACGGAAACACCUCACUGCUAGACCCCGAGGAACUAUCGCGAAGUUAGAAACGUCUUAAGUUGAGCGCUAUUCGCUGUUGCUCGUGCGUCUUGACCGAUCAGAGUUAUGCAAAAAGAACAGGAAGGAAGAAACUGUUUCUAGUGUUUUUUUAGUGUGUAUUUUUCGAACCAUGAGGGGUGGAUAUGUACUAUGUGUUUCUGUGCUGUGCAUUCUAGUUGGAUAUAGUGAAGGACAUGUAGCAUUAACGUUUCCACCAGCCAGAAAGUACGACUUGGAUUUUUUGGAUAAUUCCAGGACUAAGGCGCCAUGUGGAAUGCCGAAAGGAAACAUAGCCACAUCACUUCUAACUGGUAGCAAAUUCAACGUGUCAUGGCAUUUGGGAUAUCCCCAUAAGGGAGGAUUCAAAUUGCAAUUGUUAGACCAACUUGAAAGGCCUGUCCUGGAUUUGACGCCAUCAACUCAAGGUUCCGAAUUUCUCUCUAACGAUGCAACAGCGCAAGCAUUUCAAGUACAGUUACCAAACGAUUUUGAAUGCAAAGGAUGCACGAUUAGACUCAUUAGGCAAGCACUGGAAUGGGGACCAAAUUACAGAUUCUGGUCUUGUGCCGAUGUGGACAUCAAGCAACGCAGAGAAUAUAGGGAAACCUGCAGUGGCCAUGGAAGGAACAUCUUGGGACGCUGCAAAUGUGACAGGCUUUACUAUGGGCCCCGUUGUCAAUAUAAGGAUGAAUGUCUGGAGGACAUAGAUUGCGGAGGGCAUGGGAAAUGCGUGGAUGUUAAAGCAACUACUGCCCCAAGACAACAAUGUUUCUGUCAACUCGGUUGGUACGGACCUGGAUGUAAUAAAAAAUCACCAAUCCGAAAUACUGAAAUUGACUUCGAGCUGUAUACAAUGAAGGAAUUCAGUAAAAACUUCAAAUUCUACUGGAGAAUCCUCAAAGAGCAGAAGGAAAUCGAAGCUGUUAUGGUGGUGAAUGGAACCGGGUACGCAGGUGUAGGGUGGAGACCUACUUCCCUGACCAAGAGCUGUAAAAACUUCCCUCUCAUAGAAGGACCACCAACUUCUUCCAUAGAAGAAGGUAAGGCAGAACCCGAACCGACAAGCGAGCCUAAUUCCGAACCCGAACCAAACGCGGAACCUAAAAGUGAGCCAGAACCCAAAAGUGAACCAGAACCCAACAGCGAACCUGAGCCCACUUCGGAACCAACUGCGGAACCCAAAAGUGAGCCGGAACCAAACAGUGAACCAGAACCCACAUCGGAACCAACGACAACUAGCACAGAAAAGUCGAAGUAUAGAAAAAGUUUGUACUCUAGAAGAUCAGCAUCCCCAACGCCUUCAAUUGAAACUGGACCAGAUGUUGUUAAAACUAGCGUAUCCUUCAAGGUUAGCAGGAAAACAGGACGCUCUAGGAGAUCUCCAGAAGAACCUACCGCCGAACCAGAACCCAAACAAGAAGGUGAAGCUGCACCUGAGCCCACAUCAGAACCAAACUCGGUGCCAGAGCCGAACACAGAGCCUGAACCCAAAUCAGAACCCACCUCAGAACCCAAAUCCGAACCUGAACCCACAGCUGAACCUCAGUCAGAACCCGAACCUACUGCUGAACCAAAAUCCGAACCUGAACCCACCGCAGAACCCAAAACAGAACCCGAACCCACUUCCGAACCAGAACCUAAAUCAGAACCUGAACCUACAUCCGAACCAGAACCUAAAUCAGAACCUGAACCUAAAUCAGAACCAGAACCAUCCGCAGAACCUAAAUCUAAUGCCGAACCUAGAUCACAUGCAAAUUUAGAAGUAGCACCAAAAGUAGAAAAAGAAAAGAUGCGAGAACCACUCAACCCAUACACUCCAAGACAUGAUUUCAAUCCCAUGGAUUGCACAGACAUGGUCAUUGGUAUGGCAAGAGGUACUGCUAGCCGAAUUUUCGACUACUACACUCGCGAUAGAUCAACACCAAGAACUGAUACCUUCUGGGGAGGACAGAAUGAUCUUACAGGAGCUCUCGGAUUCGAGAAGGAUGGGGUAACCACAAUACUCUUCAGAAAGAAGCUGGAAGCCAAAGAACCCACAGAUCAUUCAAUAGAAAACGAAUUGAUGCAUGUCAUUUGGGCGCAGGGUCAAGAGAAAGGUAAAUACGUACAUGUUCCAAAGUCAGGGGUGGAGACAGCUGAAGCGUCUGUCAAAGAUUUCUACAGGCCUGAUGAGCUGAAAUAUCAUGGACACGGUGGACAGAGAGGUGUCACCACUAUCAACUUUCUAGAAGAAGAAAAUAAGGAGAUUGUUCCUGCUGGUGAAGGAGCGACCAGUGAUACAGCAGAAAAUAGUAACUGUGGAGGUGAAUGGAAAACUCCCCGUAAUUGUGAUCCAGCCAAUUUCACAUGCGAAUACUCAGCAAAGUGGGAGUACCUACCAAGAAGCGACGAAAUUAAAUUCACCAUUACAACGUCACACACAGAUAAAUGGACUGGAAUUGGAUUUUCUGACAAUGAAAGAAUGUCACAAACCGAUGCCAUCCUAGGUUGGGUCGAAAAAACAGGACGUUCUUUUCUCAUGGACACUUGGGUCAUUGGGUACUCUAUGCCAUCUGUAGAUCCAACGCAGAAUAUCGACAAUAAAGAAGGAAAAGUAGUAAACGGUGUAACGAUACUGUCAUUCACGAGGAAAAGGAAUACAGGAGAUCCCAAGGAUCUAGCCUUUACAGACGAUAAAUGUUUGUUUAUGAUGUUCCCUGUGAGAGGGGGUGAAUUCCAUUCUGUGAAUAAAAAGACGAAGAAACACGAAGCUGUACCAGUAGUAUCUUCACAAAGGAUAUGUAUCAAAUCUUGUGGAAAUGAUGAAAUGUACGACGUUGUCGCAACAACGGAAACCCCAGGUCUAGGAUACAAUAUCGAAUUCAAAAUUCUGGAUCUGGGUGAAAACUUCGUAAUACCAGAACCAGGAUCUCUGCAGUAUACGGAUCUAUCUAAUUCUAUUCAAGAAAACUUCAAUCCCAUAUUCAGAAAACUACCAGGUUACAGAAGAGCAUCAGUAAUGGAUCUGAGAGAAGAAAAUAAACAACUAGUAGCAGCUAUGAACGUCCAACUGGAUAAAGCAGCAGUGGAAAAAGGCAGAGCACUAUCUGAUGAUACUCAAGGAAACGACGGUAACGUUUACAAAAUUCUACAAGAAAGUGUUCAGAGUGGAAAAAUUGGCAAUCUCAAAGUUGAUCCAAAGUAUUUGGUCUUCGAACCAAUAAGCGUUACUUCGAACCUCAUACCAGAAGCAUCGGAGACAAGGGAUUCAUUCUUCAACUUCACAGAAACAAAACUAUACAUCGUGAUAGGCUGCAUAGCAGCAUUGCUCUUAGUAGCUAUAGUACAAGCAAGUUGCACCAUCUACAAAACAAGUGGUAGCACCCCCAAAAGUCACAAGGAUCACCUUAUACCAAACUCCGCUUGGAAAGAUUAUUCAGCAAACACAAAUUACGCCUUUGACGUUUACGAAGCAGAAGAGAAAAAACAACCUCCACAACAAAUAAACGGCAAAUCCCGGCCAGAAAAUGCAACGAACACCCAAAAAUCAGGACAUAGGAUCCAAAGGCCACAAGGUCGACCUCCUAGUGUACCAAACCAGCCGCCAAAUAUGGACCAUACCAGGUCCUUACAAAGGCCAGCAAGGGGGUCCUACCCUCCAGCAAAUCAACCUGAUAGAAGCACCUUCUCGUUGCCUAGAACAGCUUACGAUAGGCAUAGGCCAACUCCCAAUGACAUGCAACCAGAUUUCUACUUCAUGCCUAGUCAGAGGAAGUAUUCUGGAGAGGUAGUAAGGGUGUAUGUUGAUUACAAUAAUCAACCUAAAUGAAAUACCAAUAUAGGUAAUACUUAAUGGAUUUGGUUCAUAAUAAUCAAUAAUAAUUACUUAUAUGAGUAUGAGAGUACUCGUAAUUGUUUUGAAUGAAGUAGGAGACAUAAUGUGGAGUUACCUAAUAAAACCAUGCGGGAAAGCUCAAAAAAAUCAAUGGUAAAAUUGAAUUUCCCGAAAAUGAUCAUAAAUAUUUACGCUGGCCAACAUUGAAUUGGUACUACAUUAUUCCACAAUACAAAAAAAUAUUUGUUGAUGACUAUGAUGUUUAACUAUGUUAUAUAAAUAUGAUAAAUCAGAUUUAGUUUCUUCAACCAUAAUAUAUCAUAUUCUGCCGGAAUGUCCAGAUGACUGCAUUUUUUAUCAUACUUUCAAAAUGUUGACUUGUAGUGAAAACCAAAAAUUGACUUGACCCUCAAGAAUCUAUCUUUUUCCCAGUGCUAUAGAUAUUCUGAAUUAUUUGAACCAAAUCCAUCAGUAAAAUUUUGUAAAUAAAUAAAGACUGCUGAGGACUAUUUCAUAAGAAAGCUGUCAGUGCUUCCCAUGUUUCUUCAAUGUGCAAUUAUUCAAGCAUCAACAUGGUACAAACAUUUUUGUUACUGACUAUUCUUUUCAAGAUGGGAGAUGCAUGGAAAUGUAAAUGAAAAAAACUAUUUUUUUUUGUUGCAUUUAUUUAUUAAGUACCUUAAAUGUUGAAAUUUAUAAAAUGUUUACUUACUAUGGAACAAUAUAUUUAAUAUUAAGAUUUAA